UUCAAAGAAACGGAGUAUACACAUGCAGCUGGCAAAACAUAACAGUAGUAUGCGGUAGAAUGAGAUGAGGAACUACCCGUUCCAUUCGUUUGCCUGUCUGCUGUCUCUCAUCAAAUCAACUACACAAACUCCCGCGGUACUGCAACUCCAUCCCGCGGUAGCCGGAAGCUACGCGGACCCUCCCCCAUCCUGUCGUGCUCGAUCACAUCGCAUCAAACCAGUUCAAACGCACAGAAAGCACAAAACGCGAUCAUCCACAACACCUAGAAAGGAUUCGUCAGGAGUCGCGCUGUUACGAUGCUUCUUGCUUGACGAAAGUACCGCAGGUGUUUUGGAAUCUGGAAUGUGCAGGCGUGUCCAUUCGGUUUCGUAAUUGCCAUCUGCACUCUUUGCUGUCGCAUCUCUAACGCUCGAGCACAUCAUGACAAAGACCGAAAGCCAUGACAAUCGCAACCUGCAGCAUUGGCUGAUUGUUGUGGUCACUGUGUUAGCCUCCCUGACAGCAGUCGGUCUGAGUGUUUACGUUUUGACCGAAAUAGCUGCCAUCAACAGUCGUCUAGACGAGCAGACGACGAAGCUGGCUGAUCUAAGCGAGUUCGUACUCACACAGACAAGUGAACAGACGCCAACGAGUGAAAAUUUGCGGGAUGGUGACCGUCACUUGUCUCAGGACAGCAAAGAACGAGGUACAUGCAAACUGGGAGAUGGCUGCACUAACCCUGAUGGCACCAAGAGUGCAAUCCCUGCUGCUCAUUUGAGAGCUCGUACUCCUGUGGAGACUGAAGGAGCAAGUGAUGAUGAUGAGUUGGAGCUCGAGUGGGUGGAGGAGCUUAGAUCAGGAGGAAUGCAAAUGUCAGAGCAAAAGUUAAUUGUUCCACGAAGUGGAUUAUAUUUAGUGUACAGCCAGAUGGAGUUUGACUCUGAAAUCAGUGGAAAAGCUGCUGGUCACGUCCUGAAAGUCAAUGACGUAAUAAUAGUGGAUGAAAACAAGAAUAACAAGGAAGCUGUCACAUAUCAGCGUCAGCAGCUGCAGCUAAUGGCUGGAGAUAAUAUAUCUGUCACUCCUCGGAAAAUGAAGAGGAGAGUAAUGCGUCACCUACAUUACAAUGCUACCUUCUUUGGAGCAUUCCUUGCUAAUGAUGACAAUUUGGAGUGAAACACAUAACCAAGGAAAGUAACCUUGAGUGUGCAGUAAGUAAACAGUGCUGAACAUGUAUGACUGUCAUGAAUUCACAAAUAGCAAAUAGAUUUACAAAACUGGGAAAUGUAUCACCCAUAUACUGUCAC
Corticium candelabrum is the source of this 1287-nucleotide messenger RNA. RefSeq lists its product as uncharacterized. Gene Ontology annotation, biological process: immune response. The coding region runs from base 422 to 1156 and encodes 244 amino acids. Lineage: Eukaryota; Metazoa; Porifera; Homoscleromorpha; Homosclerophorida; Plakinidae. The record is from RefSeq and is a predicted model, not a curated record. Gene Ontology annotation, cellular component: membrane. Gene Ontology annotation, molecular function: tumor necrosis factor receptor binding. The transcript is spliced from 6 exons.